Hirsutella rhossiliensis is the source of this 324-nucleotide messenger RNA. Its product is annotated as DDE superfamily endonuclease domain-containing protein. The transcript is spliced from 4 exons. The record is from RefSeq and is a predicted model, not a curated record. Bases 1 to 324 code for a protein of 107 amino acids. Gene Ontology annotation, molecular function: nucleic acid binding. Lineage: Eukaryota; Fungi; Ascomycota; Sordariomycetes; Hypocreales; Ophiocordycipitaceae.
AUGUUGACGAAGGCGGUAUUAUGUCUGGCUUUGGUUUGGAUAGUCUUGUGCUAUCACCGCGGACGGCCGUGUCCUUACCCUGGCAUUAUCUUUAAGGGCAAAGAACUUCAGAAACAGUGGUUCUUGACGGAAUUCGGCAAAAUAGCCGACUGGCAUUACAUAACGUCGCCCAACGGAUGGACGGACAACCAUAUCGCUAUUGAGUGGCUUGAGAGGGUCUAUUUGCCCCAGACGCGACCAGCCGAUGCCUCAGAUGCUAGACUGAUCAUAUUAGAUGGACAUGGAAGUCAUGCAACGGAUGCAUGGAUGGCCACAUGCUUUUGA